Messenger RNA from Fomitopsis serialis, 1353 nucleotides. RefSeq lists its product as uncharacterized. Gene Ontology annotation, molecular function: RNA polymerase II general transcription initiation factor activity; DNA binding. The record is from RefSeq and is a predicted model, not a curated record. Lineage: Eukaryota; Fungi; Basidiomycota; Agaricomycetes; Polyporales; Fomitopsidaceae. Gene Ontology annotation, biological process: DNA-templated transcription initiation. Bases 98 to 937 code for a protein of 279 amino acids. The transcript has 5 exons.
CGUGCUACCGAGUAUAUUCCCACGCCCGCGCUUUUGCGUCUUCAGCAAUUAACUUUGUUGGACACACCCUCUCGGUCGUCGUGCAAUCUACCUCAUCAUGUCUAACAACUUCGCUGCUCUGCCGUCGCGCCAAGUGACGUUCUCCAGACCAGCAAAUGUCGCACAGCAGCCCUACCAGCAGAUUCAGCAGCAGCAAGCUGCGAACUCUGGCCUUGCGUUGCCAUACUCGUCGAACCCCUACCUACCAGGACCCUCUAGUCAGAACAGCCUGGCACUUCCAAACGCUGCGCCCACCGUAUCUCCGUACCAAACACAACAGCAGCAACCGUCGUCUUCAUACCCACAGAGUCAGACACAGGCCCAAUCCCAGCCUCAGUCGAGCUCGUCAUCUCAGACGGCAGUCGCUACCCAGCCAGCCCCUCUCGCUGGUCCUUCGACGCCGGGCCCACAGCAUAUCACCGCGGUCGAAGGCAUCGUCCCGACAUUGCAGAACAUCGUCGCGACGGUCAACCUGGACUGCCGGUUGGAUCUGAAGACGAUUGCACUGCACGCGCGCAAUGCAGAGUACAACCCCAAGCGUUUCGCGGCGGUCAUCAUGCGUAUUCGUGACCCGAAGACGACCGCGCUCAUCUUCGCGUCCGGCAAGAUGGUCGUCACCGGAGCAAAGAGCGAGGACGACUCGCGGCUCGCGUCGCGCAAGUACGCGCGGAUCGUCCAGAAGCUUGGCUUCGACGCCAAGUUCUCAGAGUUCAAGAUCCAGAACAUCGUCGGUAGCUGUGACGUGAACCACGGACAGUUCAGCAGCUAUGAGCCAGAAGUGAUUGUUCCCGGUCUCAUCUAUCGUAUGAUCAAGCCCAAGGUGGUCUUGCUCAUAUUCGUCUCGGGCAAGAUCGUCCUCACGGGUGCAAAGGUAAUCUUGACUUGCUCAUGGACAUGACUCCGUCGUAUACAGAGCUGCGCUGACCAAUCUCGUUCGUCGGCCUACUCAGGUCCGAGAAGAGAUUACACCGCAUUCAACACGAUAUAUACCGUGUUGUGCGAGUUCCGGAAACCAUAAGCUUCCCUCGCACAAGACCAUCCCGCACUGCCGCGUCCGGCUCCGACCGCGCUACUUGCAUCCAUUGGUGGAGCGGUGGGAGAGGGAUAUUGGCAUCCGGUUCUUCGGGGGCGGAUGGCUAGAGACCGACAAAAUUAUGGACCUUCUACUCUAUGAAGCCGACAUUCUUCGCCCACUCCCUUACAUGCCAUAGUAUAAAUCCGAUAGUAGGUAGCGCAUAUAUGUUUAUUUUGUCUCGUAGGUUCUGUAGCAUUGUAUCAAUUACACGCAAGCAUUGAUUCGGGUUAUGUGUUUUA